Molecule: messenger RNA, 312 nt
Organism: Kwoniella mangroviensis CBS 8507
Lineage: Eukaryota; Fungi; Basidiomycota; Tremellomycetes; Tremellales; Cryptococcaceae
Exons: 1
Coding region: 1-312 (103 amino acids)
Source: RefSeq, a predicted model, not a curated record
AUGUCAACCUCCCAUGUUCAUGCAAAUAAACCCCGGGUCGCUUCAAAAGGGAUGUUACGCGAUGAACUCCUCUUGCAUAUAUCCCACUACGUGAUUUGGAAUGAAGAUGCAGUCACUCAUCGAACCCUUCAAGUAGUCUCCAAGCGAAUGUAUCAGCUCGUCACUGCCGACAUUUACAGACAUAUCUACCUUACCAGUGAGGCUCUUAGCAGACUGAGUAGUCUGUUCAGGGAUCUCCCCACAAACCAAUUUGGUCUCCUCACGACCUCCCCGCCUACCCCCUUACCGAUUUUGCAGCUCAUCAGAUUUUAG